Messenger RNA from Ostrea edulis (European flat oyster), 1158 nucleotides. RefSeq lists its product as uncharacterized. The transcript has a single exon. Bases 1 to 1158 code for a protein of 385 amino acids. The record is from RefSeq and is a predicted model, not a curated record. Lineage: Eukaryota; Metazoa; Mollusca; Bivalvia; Ostreida; Ostreidae.
AUGAGAGGCUGCCAAGCCCAAAAGGCUAUCCUCAGGCCUGCAGUCAGGCCCAUUAGAGAGGCAACACAGUGUUGCCUAUUUUCGUCAGAUGAGGAGGAUCACAACAAUGAAGCGGAGCACUCUGCCACUUCCGACAUUUUGAAAUAUUCUCCAAGGAAAGCAGCCAUCCCCAGAUCUCCUGAUUCCGAGGGAUAUGGCAGAAAGGCUGGCAGAGAUAUCCGCUUCACCACAGGUAUAAAGAGCGUUCUCCAAAUACUUGGAUUUUACGAUGUUCCGGCAGCAUACGCGGAGUUGCUUAUAUGGAGAGAGUUCGACGAGGCACUUGGUAAGUAUAAGAAAAUGGUCAAGGCGAACAGAGACAAACAUCUGAAAAAUGUGGAAAGGAUAAUGUGGCAAAUGGGAGGAAAGAGUAUCGAUUUUAACAGGAAAAUGAUGACAAGGUCGGGGGUAGGUGAAUUUUACGAUUAUUUAAGGGAGAACAAAGUUGAUGCUCAGACAACCGUCAAUUAUUACAAAUCUUUUUGCGAAUUCCUUGAACAUUUUCUUAACAAUACUGACAUGAUUGCGGAGGACCACAGGGAAUAUGUAAGAUUGGAUCACCUUCUCCGGUUUUGCAAGAACAUGGGAGUUCUGCAGAAAGACGCCCAUGAAUCAUACAGAAAGAAGGUUGUGAUUGUAGCCCCUCCUCCGACACCAGAACGAUUGCAUGCGGUAGUGGACGCCAUUGGUAAGUAUGCAAAGACGAAGAUGAGGGAACUGAAGUCGAAGAAGAUUAAAGUCAACCGCGACAUCGUAGCAGUCUUCAAUUGCUACAUAGCAGCCGAAGUCUGCCUUCGUCAUGGACAAAGGCAAAGCGUGAUCCAAAACUGGGAGAUUGAGAGCUAUUUAAACGUUCUUCAAUUACCAGAAUGCACAAUCAUCACGGAAAAGGGUAAGUGGUUUGUGAUCCCCAUUCACAAACAUAAAACCUCCAUGAAGUUCGUCGCGAGGAUAAUUUUUGAUGCCGACAUAGUAAGUUUUGUCAAGAAUUACAUUAAAAUUGUCAGGGACGAAAUUGUGCAGCGUACCGGCACAACAAGCCCUAAUUGCAGUAUGACGGGGAAGGGUUUGUCAGAGUGGCACAGGGACUUGCAGAUGCCCAACAUCGUCUCCAAAUGA